CCAUCACCACCACCACCACCAAAAAUGUCCGUCCCCAAAUUCACUGAAGCCCUCUCGACCGCGCAAUCCGGCGCCAAGUUCACCGCCGAGGUCCAAACCGCCGCCAACAAGAUCGACACCUCGGCUCUGUCCGCCGCCAUCGAGAUCGUCUUGGCCGGUGAUGACAACGCCUCCGUUGAGGGCGAGCAGGCUGCUGCCCUGAAGAACGGGUUUGAGUUCGCUACUGAGUUGGUGAAGAUGUUGGUUUCGGAGCCUGGGACGGAGGAGAAGUUGGCUCUGUACAAGUACUUCAAGCGCUCGAGGAACGAGACACCUGCUCAGCCGUCGUUUUAUCAGAUGGAGGCUAAGUUCAAGUACAACGCCUGGAAGGAAAUCAGCCACAUUAGCCAGGCCAAGGCUCAGGCUCUUUACAUCAAGGAGGUUAAUGCUUUGAUUGAGAAGUAUGGAACUCGCGAUUAGAUUCUCUUUUUUGGUCUCUUGUGAUUGGGAGAUAAAGAUGGAUAGUGGAUGAGUUAUGAGAUAUUUCAUAGUCAUCGAUUUGAUUCAAUCUGGCUGCUGUUUGCUGUCUGGGGGUUCAUCUAUGUGGGGGAUGUGGUUGUAGGGUAGGGUAGGGAAUGGGUAGCUGUAAAUGGUGGCAUUAAUCCUCCCAUGUCUGUCCGAGCCAGUCUGGUUCGCUGUGGCUCGCUGUUGCGCACCAGGGGAUAUCAUCGGCUGUAUAUCGUGUCAAUGGGAGGUCGUAGGGCAUGCGGAAGCCAAUGACGGUGUCUGCAUCCACGGCUGCAGCUGCAGCUGCAUCGGGUGUGUCUGUUC
Molecule: messenger RNA, 810 nt
Organism: Aspergillus sclerotioniger CBS 115572
Lineage: Eukaryota; Fungi; Ascomycota; Eurotiomycetes; Eurotiales; Aspergillaceae
Product: acyl-CoA binding protein
Exons: 3
Coding region: 25-459 (144 amino acids)
Molecular function (GO): fatty-acyl-CoA binding
Source: RefSeq, a predicted model, not a curated record